Messenger RNA from Lingula anatina, 2995 nucleotides. RefSeq lists its product as uncharacterized. The record is from RefSeq and is a predicted model, not a curated record. Lineage: Eukaryota; Metazoa; Brachiopoda; Lingulata; Lingulida; Lingulidae. Gene Ontology annotation, cellular component: membrane.
UCUCGAACGCAGGGCCUCCUAUCAACAAAAUUACAUCAUUUACUUCCAUUGGAGCGACAGGGGAUCUCAUGUGUCUCGACGUGCUUCGUCUGCUCCGACAAAUGUCAUCUCUGCACUGAGGAUUUACCUGACAUUUUGCAGGCUAAUGCUACAUCACUCUUCUGCAUGUAGUCAUAGCUGGAUGAGCACGGAGAAAUACGACAGUGCAUAAAACCUAUUGUUUAUUAUUGUAUUUCAUUUUAAAAUAACCAGCCACGUGUCUUGUAUGUACUAGUCAUUGUCUUCACACACUGCUGACACGUGAAUGGACCUGCUGUGGGCUGGGGACGACAUAUAGUUUAUAUACCAGAUCCGAUUGCUGGUCAUUGCAAUUGAAGGGAUUUGGAAUGCCACGUCAUCUAAACUACGAGUGGACAGUUUGAUUCAAGUUAUAGGGAAUAUAAAACAUACGGUUUUUAUAUUGGAGCGUGCGGAUGACGUAAACGUUGUCUUUGUACAUGUACGUAUGGAGCAGAAGAAGUUUUCUGACUGUGAGUAGGAAGUUAAAGAAGUCUUCAGAGAGUGACCGAGAAGGAAGGAAUAAGAUUUCUAUUGGUAAAGACAGGAGUGACCACGACCUAUAGCCAGCGUGACUGGGACUCGUUCGGUCAACACCCCGACUCAGUCACUUUUAUAUGGGACAGAAUUAAGACAUUUACGCUGAGGCAUGCCCAUACCACUGAUAUAAAUCUUAAUGAAUAUUACCUUCGUCUACCCGGGCACUUGUCCCAAAUAUAUGGUGACGCGAGCGAAAGGAACUCUAUCUAUCCUCAACAGUUACCAUGAUAUCAUCCUACAGCGAUUAUACAGGGCAUGUGCACUGUGAUCAUUGACUGAGCUUACUCAGCUUAACGACGUCUCCAGUUCAAAUGCAACGCCAGCCAAUCUGUAGGGGUGAAGACGCCCACUGUUAACAUAUGUGUGAACUGUGUAUUUGUAUGUAACGCUAUAUCACCGAUAUCGAUCUAGUCGUCCAUAUUGAUUUUAGUUGGAAUGCGACGGGUCUUCUCAGAGUGGGAGCAGUUAUAGGUGCAGAGUAAUCACAUCAAUAUGAAAUCCGAACAUAAACAUCUCGACAAUUUAGGUUGACAAUGGGUUAUCAACUUAAAGUGUAAUGGAUUUCCACUUACAUUAAAAGUGGGGCACGGAUUAUAUUGCACUAGACAUGAAAAUUAGUAGUCAACAUAUUUCAAGAAGACUCAUCGUCACCCUGAACAGAAAAAUAAGAGACGGGCACUUGUCAAGGCACUUGUCACCGCGAGAUUGAUAUUGGUAGUCAUAUAUUACAGCAGGCUUAGUUGUAUAGAGUGGGGUGGUUGAUCUAGAGCCGGAGACAUGGCUAUUAGCCCGGCAGUCCUGAGGUGUGCGGCGCUCGUGGUGGGGUGUCUGGGGCUGCUGCUUCAGGGGAUGGCGAUCACGUUCAAUGCCUACCAGUUGGCACUGAAGCAGUUCUUCUCGCUGUCACAAUCACAAACGGAAGACAUCGCCUCACUGGGGUACGUUGGAGUCCAGUUAGGUCUGCUACCUGGCUGGACGUACGAGAAGAUAGGUAUUCGCUGGAACCUGGUGAUAGGGCUGGUACUGGGGACUGGAGGAUACCUGUUCAUCUUCUCUUCCACCUACCUGGCAGAUUUCUACGGUAAAAACCACUGGCUGCUGGCUAUGUACUUCUUUUUUGUAGGUCUGGGAGGCGUUUUCACGGGUCUAACUUCUAUGACCCCAAACCUCGGCAACUUCCAUGAGAACCACGGAGGGAAGAUCAUAGGCUUGCUUGACUCCGCCUUCAGCCUCGGUUCCACCUUAAGUGCUGCCACCUAUGCUGCUGCGUUCAUCAACGGCCAUACGAACGGAGACGAGGCGAAACAGAAUAUUUCUGGCUAUUUCAUAAUGCUGGCAUCUGCGUCGUUGGUGAUAAAUGUACUUUGCAUAAUAUUUGUUCGUGUAGUGCCCCUCAGUGAAAAUGCUGGAAAGACACCAAUGAGUGAAGUGUAUUCGUCAAAGGAAUUUCGUUAUCACGAACUUGAAGUUAUUAGUGAUGCUGAAGACGAAAGUGACCUAGAAUACGCGCAAGGAGAGUUGCCCAGUGAAAAUCAAGGUCAAGGUCAAAGUGAAGGUGACACAGAUAGAAGGAUAAACGGCAAUGACAGCAGAGAGGCUGUUACGAUGGCGAGCGAAAAGACAUUCCCGGCAAUUUUGAAAGAUUGGGACUUUCACUUCAUUCUCUGGGUGUUUAUGUUUUGUACUACUCUUCAGUUUAUGGUCGUCAACAACAUCACAGUCAUCGUAAAAGCUGCAAACUUUGCAUCACAAGCGGCCAUCUUUCCUGUGCUUUCGCCAGUCGUAACCACGUUGACAAAAUUUACUAUGGGGGUAGUUUCAGACGCUCUCAUCGCCAAAAUCUCGCGGGAUUCCAUGCUGUUGGUGAUAAUCGUUAUCCAAACUGUGACACUGAUUGUGUGCUGUGUUAUUCCGGAAGAGUUUGCUUCUCUUGUUGCUCUGACGCUGUCAGCGGCUGUAGCAAAUGGGACAAUAUACUGUCUAACUCCACUACUACUGGUGGAACAUUUUGGUCUGAAACACUUUGGUGUCAAUUGGGGUUUCACUAUGAUGUUCAGCUCAUUUGCCACUGUUGGUGUUCAAAAGGGGUUUGGGAAACUGUACGAUUAUUACGGGUAUACGGCAAAGACAGGGGAGACCUUAUGUUACGGGUCAAAAUGCUUUCAACUGAGCCUCAUAAUUGCCGCUGUUUUAAGCGGGUGUGCGGUGUUGUUUAACGUCGCAAUUGUUCAGAGGAGGAAAAGAAUGGAAACGAUACGACGAGAGGCUUAAAGGUAUCUUAUAUGGGAUUAUCCUGACAUAUCUACCUUUGCUAAAAAGAAAUAACAGAAAUAAAUGAAUGAAACUCAUAUUUCACAAUCACUGCUUGACCUGUUCCUGCACUUGGGUUCGAUACGUU